AGUGGCGCUUGGAGUGCACACGGAACAGUAAAUGUAACUGUAAAAAGAAAAACUUCCCUUCCGUCAUUGCACAACACCUACCAACGGGAACGUGACAAAUGAAGCAGAAUUUCACUGUGUUUGAUGAUAACAAUUGGCCUAGUAUCGGCUUAUAAGAAGAGAAUUCGCCACAGCGUUCAUGCCAAUCAAGAUUACGGUCACAACACAGAAUGAGACUGAGCUGGAGAGUUCUUUUAAAUUUAAGCUUGCUGGCACUGUGCCAAGCGGCCUCAGUGGAGGAGAUACAGCUGAAGAAUAUUGAUAUAUUGACAGAUAGCUUCCACAAGGGAUGGAAGGAGUUUUGCGAUGCCCCAGUCGACGAGGGUGUGAUGUCCCUUUACAAUGGCAUUAAUCCCAGCGAUACCAGCAUCCACUUGCUGACCAUAAACAAUCAAAGUGUGGAACUGCCCAUUCGAGCCCUCUCUGAGAUUAGGGACUUUGACAUAAAUCCCCAGCGCAAGACCCUCUUGUAUGUCAAUGGUUUCUAUACAGCCGACAGUUACUUUAGCGUCCAAGCCCAUUUGCACAUGAUGCAGGCCCGCCGCAGGGAUCUCAAUGUCAUAGUGGUGAACUUUGCCAAGGAUAUACAGCAACUCUACUAUGCCUUGAGACAUCAUUUGACCUUGCAUGGGUAUUUCAUAGCGAAAAUUCUUUCGGUGUUGGUGGAAAACGGUGUCGAUCCGGAAGAUAUUACGCUGGCGGGUCAUUCCGUGGGAGCCAAUGCUGCCGCCUUGGGCGCCUCACUUUAUACUGCGGAAUAUUGGCAUAGUCAUCGCAAGAUUUCUUUGAUAGACCAACUCAUUGCCAUCGAUCCUGCUUCUCACAUAUGUGACACCAGCGAUUUGUUUGUGCGCAAUAAUGUCACCUCCCGCGUGGUGGUGAUACACGGUGAGGGUAAUAUUUUCGGCGUAAGAGAACCCUUGGGUACCAUUGACAUAUACCCCAAUGGCGUUGGCUUCUAUCCCAAGCGAAAACUGCAGCCUGGCUGUGAAAGUUGGACCUGCAGUCAUAUGUACCCCUUCCUCUUGUUCAUGGAGGCCUUGGUGGAGGGUGUUUCCAUACCCUCAGUUCGUUGUGAGAACUGGAUGCAGUUUAAGGAUGGUCUAUGCAACUAUCAGGACAUUGUGGAAAUCGGCAUAACCUAUCCAGCUGCAGCGAAAGGUUUAUACUUUUGUGUCACACAACCACAUCCGCCGUUUACCCUGCAUGAGAAUGGUUUUGAGUACAGAAGUCGGAAUAGCAUAUUCAGGCAAUGAAGCACAGUGGGUGUUAAUAUUAAAACUAUUACUAAUUAAAAUACAAUUUAAUUCGA
Molecule: messenger RNA, 1351 nt
Organism: Stomoxys calcitrans (stable fly)
Lineage: Eukaryota; Metazoa; Arthropoda; Insecta; Diptera; Muscidae
Product: lipase member I
Exons: 2
Coding region: 210-1295 (361 amino acids)
Molecular function (GO): lipase activity
Source: RefSeq, a predicted model, not a curated record